Molecule: messenger RNA, 3283 nt
Organism: Lepus europaeus (European hare)
Lineage: Eukaryota; Metazoa; Chordata; Mammalia; Lagomorpha; Leporidae
Gene: MAMLD1
Product: mastermind like domain containing 1
Exons: 4
Coding region: 1-3012 (1003 amino acids)
Biological process (GO): regulation of transcription by RNA polymerase II
Cellular component (GO): nuclear body
Source: RefSeq, a predicted model, not a curated record
AUGGAUGACUGGAAAAGUCGGCUUGUAAUCAAGAGCAUGCUUCCCCAUUUCGCCAUGGUGGGAAAUCAUCAGGAGCCCAGAAAGCUCCAGGAAUCGUCACAGGGAGCCAUUAAAAGGAGGCAAGAAAGAGAUCACUUCCAGUUUCCAGGCAUGGCUGAUGGAGGUUACCCUAAUAAGAUUAAGAGGCCCUGCCUUGAAGAUGUCACCCUUUCUGUGGGCUCAGGAGGCCAUCCUAGUACUUCCUGUGCAGAGCUGCAGAUGCCUCCAUUAACAAUGAACCCUAGCCCUGCGACUAUGGCAGUAGCUGGCCACUCCUUACUACUUGAGAAUAACCCUAUGAAUGGCAGCGUUAUGGAUGCCCCAUUUGAGGUGCCACCAACUACGGAGAUGGGGGUGAAAGGGCCCACCGUCCCUUACUAUGAGAAAGUCAACAGCACCCCAGCUGUGGACCAGGAACUUCAAGAACUACUGGAGGAACUAACAAAAAUUCAGGAGCCUUCUUCGAGUGAGCUAGAUCUUGAGAAGAUACUGGGCAGCAAGCCAGAAGAGCCACUGGUCUUAGGCAAUCUACCGGCAACCCUGGGCACCACUCCCAAAAUUUCAGUCCACCACAUGCCACACGUGGAGAGCCUGGGUUCCGGCAAGGAGUUUGCUUCUAGCUGCAGCCAAGUCACUGGCGUGCCGUUUCCAAUUCCGCCCUCCUCCACAGAGGUCAGCUAUUCGAUUCCUUCCAGUCGUAAGCAGAUGGUCUCACCCAGUUCCUCGACAGCUCAGGCCAAGAACCAGGCCCAGGCCAUGCUCCCUGUUAGUCUGCCGCCCCUACCAGCGCCCCAGUGGCAUCAUGCCCACCAGCUGAAGGCGCUGGCAGCCAGCAAGCAGGGAUCUGCUACAAAGCAUCAAGGGUCCUCCCCUACAUGGUCUGGCCUGCCUCCUCCAGGCAUCUCCCCACCUUACCGCCCAGUCCCAACGCCACACCCGCCAUCGCCUCCACCUCCGCCUGCGUUCAGCCCUCAGAGCCUCAUGGUGUCGUGCAUGGCACCCCACAGCUUGCCGGGUAGCAGCCUGCAAGGCUCUCCCAAUGCCUUACUCUCCAGCAUGGCACCCAACAGCAGUGGUGCCCUGGGGCCUGCCUUGCCCUGUGCUGCUGAGAAGCUCCCCAGCGCAACUCUCAGUCAGCAGCCGCAGUUCAGCCCACAGAGCUCCAUUCUCGCCAACCUGGUGUCAUCGACCAUCAAAAGCCCUCAGGGACACCUGAUGUCUGCUCUGCCCACCAACACCCCAGGCCCCUCCCCACCCUAUCGCCCAGAGAAGCUGGCCAGCCCAGGCUUGCCGCAGCAGUCCUUCACGCCACAGUGCUCCCGGAUCCGGAGCCUGACACCCACCAGCCAUCUGCCGAGCCAGCAGCCGCCAGCCAACCCCAUCUUUAAGCCUGUGACCAGCAGCUCAUCCAAAACCCUGAACGUGGGCAUGCAGCAAGGGAUGGUCAGCGCCAGCCCGGCAGCCCCCGAGCCAUUCACUUUUGGCAACACCAAGCCCUUGUCCCAUUUUGUCUCUGAGCCAGGCCCCCAGAAGGCACCCCCCAUGCCUGCCACCUCCAGGCGGCCUUCCCUGAUCCACUACCUGCCCCAGACAACACCAGCACAGGCCUCUGCUGUCACUGCCUCCUCGAGCAGCACUGUCACCUUGCAGCAGCAGCAGCAGCAGCAGCAGCAGCAGCAGCAGCAGCCUGACCCCUCUUCGUUCCUGCUGCAGCAGGUGAUGCAGCAGCCGCAGCGCUUUCAGCGCUCAGUGGCUUCAGACUCCGUGCCUGCUCUGCCCAGACAGCAAGAGAAACAGAGAUCAGGUCUUAUGGCAAUGACCCCUGAACAGCGAAGUGCAUAUUCCGCCCAACAGAUGAGUCAAUUUCAAGCCGUCCAAGAACAAGUCACCUCCAAGUGUAGCCGAACUAAGGCAAGCCCCACACCUAGCCAGCACAUGAUGCCAUCCAAUGUGACUCCAGGAAUGGGACCACCCACCAGGCACCUGAGCCCUGAUGGCAUGGGCGUGAUCUCAGCCACUUUGGAGAAACAGCAAAAGAUUAUCAAUUCCAGCCCCCAGUUUCCCAUACCCUCAUGCCUAGGCCAGAACCCCCUGGAUAGUCUUGGCUCUGUCUGCCAGAGUCCACAAAGUCCCAAGGCGACCCCUCCAGGAGUGCCACUACCCGGGUUCUGUCCUGACCCACUGGGCAGCCAGUCCCUGGGUCCCCACCAGCUCAGACAGCCCAGUGUACCCAAAAUGCCCACUGUGUUCAACAACGUUUCAUGGGUGGUAGCAGCAGCAGCAGCUGUAACCACAGCAGUUUCAAGGGAAGCAGCCCAGAGCCAAGUAGACAACAGCAUUCAGCAGCAGUUCGGAAGCAACUCGAUCUUCGCCAAGGCACCCACGAGAAUGUCCCCACUGGCCCCCAGGUUUCCAUCACAGCAGGCAAUUGUACCCCCCAAUCAGAUGGUCCUGGAAGGCAGGCCCGGCCAAAAGGUGGGUGCUGCCCUGGCCAACCCCAGCCUCAGCCUGCUGGGAAACCAGAGCCUCAGGCAGAGCCCCAUGCAGGGGCCCGUGCCUGUGCUGAAUGCCACCACGUCCCUCCAACAGGACCCCACCAGCUCUGGUCCCGCGAGUCCCAUACAGGGCAUUGAGCCACCAAGAGACAUGGCCACUGCUGCCGCCACCGCCACCGCCACCGCCGCUGCCUCCAUCAUCACCACCAGCCAAUCCCCUGGUCCGCUCAACAGAAAGGGUGCCCACCCUGAGCUGCCCCUGGAGGACUUGUCCCCAGUCAAUGACCUGAUGUCACCACCUGACGGCACUGAGGUAGAUUUCAUGGAAGCUCUUCUGAAAGGCUCCAGCGUGAGCCCCGAGGAAGACUGGGUGUGCAAUUUAAGGCUGAUUGAUGACAUUUUGGAACAGCAUGCCGCUGCCCAAAAUGCUGCAGCCCAGAAUGCCAGCCGAGUCCCCCAGGAUGCUGGGGGGCUUUAGAUCAGAGGAGGGUGCCCCUGGAAACCCUCAUGUUGACAUCAGUCUAGGGAAGGGUGUCAAUCACAACCAGGUCACAAUCGGUCCCAGACAGCUACAUGUGUCCCCUCGUUACAACUGGAGUGCCAUCGGCCCAUGCCCAUCCCCUCUCUACCCAUGACAAAAUGGAACGCUGGUGAUUUUUGAAGCUAUUUGUACAUAUUUGAAAAUUUUGUAAGUGAUUUUCCUAAACGUUAAUGACAGAAGUGUUUAUACUUCACUUUGUGACUUUGUA